Colletotrichum fioriniae is the source of this 282-nucleotide messenger RNA. NCBI's taxonomy places the organism in Eukaryota, Fungi, Ascomycota, Sordariomycetes, Glomerellales, Glomerellaceae. The record is from RefSeq and is a predicted model, not a curated record.
AUGUCGCUAAUCGCGGUGCAAACAGGAGAGACGGAAAUCAUUAUGGGCACCAAGAACAUGUGGACAGAAUUCCACCCAAAGACGGAAGAUCAGGGCAUCGCUACUCAUGUUUACACGGCAUUCAGUCCGGACAUCAAGAGUCACAACGGACAGUAUUUUAAUGACUGCCGCAUCGCCGACCAGUACGAUGAGGAAAUCUACCCCUGGGCGAACAACAAGAUUGAGGCGGAUAGGUUGUGGAAGUUGAGCGAGAAGCUUGUUGGUCAGGAAUUCAACUACUAG